AUGACAAUGCCGUGGUUACAGUUAGGGCUGAAGCUUUCCAUUGUCAUUUUGACCCUCUCACCCUCAACCCUAUGUCAAAGUAAAAGGAGGAAAGGACAGAGAGAGGGCAACCAGAUCAUCACUCACGAGGCCAAAAGCCUGAUCUGCCCAGUGGAAAUUAUGUUCAUUGUGGACAGUUCAGAGAAAGCCAAAGCUCUGCUGUUUGAGCGUCAGAAGGAGUUCAUCCUGCGCUUCAGCACCAAGCUUGUACAGCUCCACUCUGACGGCUGGCGGCUGCGGCUACGGCUGGCUGCUCUGCAGUACAGCAGCACUGUUUCAGUGGAGCACAACUUCAGAGACUGGCAGGAUGUGGAUGUGUUCCAGAGUCGGGUGGCUGCCAUGACCAUGAUCGGCCAUGGCACCUACUCCGCCUAUGGCAUCACCAACGCCACCAAGGUUUUCAGUCGCGAGACCUCACCCAGCAGCCUGAGGGUGGCGCUGUUGAUGACGGAUGGCACAGACCAUCCUCGCAGCCCCAGCGCAGUGGCAGCUGCUGCUGAGGCCAAACAGCACAGCAUCAGGGUGUUCGUCAUCAGGAUGUCGGGCCUGACCAAUGAUGGGCCCAUGGUUACAAAGGUCCGCUCCAUUGCCAGUGCUCCCCCACAGCAACAUGUUCUGAGCCUCACCGACAACCAGCUGGAUGACAGACUCUUCAGGGAACUGAACACGGUUGUGAAAAAUGGGUGCCCAAAUCCAAAGACCUGCCUCUGUGAAAGGGGGGAAAGGGGUCACCCUGGAUCUCCAGGGAAACCAGGGGAGGAGGGUUCAGAUGGAGUGCCUGGCUCAAAAGGAUCUCGUGGGGAAGCUGGUAUUAAUGGACGUCCAGGAAUUGGGGGCAUUGAGGGUAAACCUGGCAGCAAAGGGGAAAAGGGAGAACUAGGGGAAUGUGGUGCCCCGGGUACAAAGGGAGAUCAAGGUGCUAAUGGACCUCCUGGCCCUAAAGGCCCCAGAGGAGAACAGGGAGCCAUGGGGGGACAUGGAGACCAGGGUCCAGAGGGGCCGUUUGGCUCUAAAGGUGAACGAGGAACAAGGGGGGCACCUGGACAUCCAGGAGAUAAUGGCAUUGGGUUCCCUGGUCCCAAGGGUGACAAGGGGAACCAGGGAAGACCAGGUCCACCUGGACCAAUGGGUGUAGGUGAACCAGGGAUGACAGGUCCAGCAGGGCCACUGGGGAUGCAAGGAUCUCCAGGAUUUCCUGGUGAGGGUCUCCCAGGCUCCAAUGGUGAGAGGGGGUAUGAGGGUCCUAAGGGCAGUCGUGGACCUCCAGGAUUUGGGUACAAAGGUGAUAAGGGCAACCCAGGAGCGCCUGGACUUUCUGGUUUAGUGGGGUAUACAGGGGCAGGCAUACAAGGGGACAAGGGGGACCAAGGGCUCACAGGCCCGUCUGGGCCCAGGGGACCUCCUGGAAUUGGUGUAGUUGGACCAAAGGGUGACCAGGGUUUCCCAGGAGAACCUGGACCUCAGGGAAAGAGGGGUGAUGGUGAACCUGGACCAAAGGGGGCGCAAGGACCUAAUGGGACUGCCGGGAUACCUGGUAUUCCUGGUGAGGAUGGAGCUGCUGGGCCUAAGGGAGAGAUGGGCUUGCUGGGUCUGCGAGGUUCAGAAGGAGCACCUGGGAAAGGUAUCUCUGGAGAAAAGGGAGAUAGAGGUGACCGUGGACAAAGGGGACUUUCAGGGGCCCUAGGCCCUAGUGGCCCAGCCGGUGCUAAGGGGGAACCUGGGAGCCCAGGAAUGACAGGCCAACCUGGACCUGCUGGUCGUGGCAUUCCAGGACCAAAGGGAGAUCCAGGUCCUGUGGGACCAACUGGACCUGUGGGAGAACCUGGAAUGGGAAUUAUUGGCCCAAAGGGUAAUAAAGGAAAUCCUGGGCCUGUUGGACCACCAGGGAUGAAGGGAGAUGGAGUCCCAGGACCAAACGGACUGCCUGGUUUACCGGGAGUGCAGGGAGAGGCAGGAGCCGAUGGGAAAGGACUACCUGGAUCUAAGGGUGACAGAGGCUUACCGGGGGUCACAGGCCCAUCAGGUCCUGCGGGAACUGGACUUUAUGGACCGAAGGGUUCUACAGGGCAGCCUGGUCCAUCCGGCCUCCAUGGGCUUCCAGGAGAGGGCAUCCAGGGUCCAAAGGGAGAGCCUGGGUUUCAAGGGCCAGUGGGCCCCCGCGGGGCACCAGGGGACGGACUCCUAGGGGAAAAGGGUGAUAGAGGCAUUUCUGGACCCCGGGGAAAGAAAGGAGACAAGGGAAUCUAUGGAGAACCCGGAGCUGCUGGACGAUUGGGGACACCUGGAGAAAAGGGGGCACCAGGACUGACAAGAGAAGAGGUCAUCAGAAUAAUAAGAGAAAUCUGUGGCUGUGGUCUGAAGUGCAGGGAGAGCCCUCUAGAGCUGGUGUUUGUGAUCGACAGCUCGGAGACCGUGGGACCAGAAAACUUUGAGUUGGUGAAGGACUUUAUGAAUGCUCUUAUUGACCGGAUGUCGGUGAGCACUGAGGCUAGCCAGAUAGGUGUGGUGCUCUACAGCCACAUGGAAAUGGUGGUGGCUAGUCUGCAGCGACAGACCAGUAAAGAAGACAUCAAGGCCGCCAUCAGGAGGAUGCCCUACUUGGGAAAGGGCACCUUUACCGGCAGCGCCAUCCACCGAGCCACCCAGCUAUUCCGGGCUUCGCGACCUGGUGUGAGGAAAGUGGCUGUGGUUAUAACUGAUGGGUUGGCUGACCCCCGUGACAUCAUGCAGUUUGAGGAAACAGCCAUAGAGGCCCACUAUGAGGGAAUUGAGAUGUUUGUUGUGGGAGUCAUGAACAAGACUGACCCUCUUUAUGAAGAUUUCCAGGCUGAGAUAAAUGUUAUUGCCUCUGAUCCUGAUGAAAAGCAUGUCUACUUUAUAGAUGACUUCAAGAGUCUUCACACUCUGGAAAGCAUUAUUCUAAGUCGGGUUUGUGAGCAAGAUGACACAAUGGCCUUUCUACCGAACUCUAUUUUUCCAGCCGUGGAAAUCGACGCUGACAUUCCAGACUCUACCCAUUUCAAAGAUUUCUUAGAGGAAGACAACAUAAAAUGGGAACACACCGUGGAAGCAGUGACGGCCCCAACUCUACAGUCCCCUGAGUCAGAGUGGUCUGAUGAGAACCUGGUUGAUAACGAACUGUUGGUGGAGCCCUGGAACAGGCUUCCAGACAUCACCUUUGGCUCUCCUGCUGACACUGGGAUGACCUCCAUAGAGGGUACUCAGUCACCGACUCAAUGGCUGCAUGAUCCCUUGAGCACACAGGCUCCAAACAGCCCUUUUCCUCCACACCUUGUUCCAGUUGGAGGAUGCAGUCAGCCUCUAGACCCAGGUCCCUGUCGGCAGUACGUAGUCAAGUGGUACUAUGACCCUGAGGCCAACGCCUGUGCCCAGUUCUGGUACGGAGGCUGUGAGGGGAAUGCAAACAACUUUGAGAACGAGGCCAACUGCAGGGAUUCCUGCAUAUACACAUAACACACUGUGUUUGUAGGAAAAGGUGUGUGCGAAGCUAAUGUGCUCCAGCAGCGUCACCUAGGAACACAAUGGACUGAUGACACAGGCUUUACUGUUUGAACAGAGCUCAGGCCACCAGCUACUGCUGCCGUGCCCGCAUCCUGUUGAAGCAGAAGAGUGAUGGAGCUGAGCUGAAUCACCUUGCUGUCUCUCGGGCUACAUUGGCACUGCAGCUGCUCCUGUUUAAUUCUGAACAUCUGCAUACAACAUUAGCUGUCUAUUCAUUUUGGAGUUGUUAUAUCUGUACAGGAUGUAAAACAAGAAAACAAACUCCAAUACAAGAUGACAGGCCCAUCAAAAAGUCAACAUGGCAUCCCAAAAACUAUUUUAUAGCUAAUCACUUUCACUUUUUUACCACCAGUCUAGGUUUCCUCCAGGCAAACCUUGUGAUUACCCUGAGGUCUGUAUCACAAAGCAACUUCAAUUCACACUGUGUCUUCACAGGGGCAGAAGCAUGAGCAGCAUGAGAACAGAACAGCUGCAGCAGCUCCCCUUCUCUGUGUGCCUACACAGUACUAAGUUGUAGGUUUAACCAUGUGGUGGAAGUUUUUAGAGCCCAAAACACAAUCCUAACCCUGAACUUGUGGCUGGAUUCAAAAGCAAAUGAACCUGGAGCUUAAAGAUAUGCUUUGAGUCAUGUCUACAUUGACACAGCACAACUGAUUACAUGGUCUGUAAACAGCUUUUGAAUGUCAACUGAAAAACUAUGUCGGAUCCUGGAUGAGGGUAGUUAGAUAAGAAUAGUUCUUAAUGACAAGCCAUCACACAACAUAGUUACAUUAAUAUGAUACAAGCAAAGUUACACAAUAUGAAAAUGCCACUUGAACCAAAUAGCGAUGGAGAAUUAGGAAUUUCACAAUAUUAAAAGCAAAACUUAAGAUAUAAUUAAUUUUAGUAAUUAAAAAAAAUAUAUGGUUGUCAUUUUCAACUAGGGAAGUAGUCUUGACUACUAUGGAAAGUAAACAGAUUAUAAACAAAUCAUUUUUCAUAAUUUUUAGUUUUAUCUUAAUUAUAAUAACAAACGGUCAUCAAUAAGUGAUAUACUUAAAACUUAACUGAAGAAAUCGAUGACUAAAAGAAAUUUACAUUCAAAUUUAAGCUAAUGAACCCCGGACACAAUCAAAAUUCAGCGACUCUAUGAUCAGUGUUUAUUAGUCUGUUAGAGUUCCUGUUCUUUAUUAACAACUUUUUUGCUCUUAAUUAUGCACCUGCAUAAUAUAGCAAGUGCACAAGUCCAUAUCAGAAUAAUGACUCCCAGUAGUUGGACAGUUAACCUGCUCUGCAGCACAGUCUACCAUGUAGAACUAACCUGGUUUAAAACAAGCCAGAUUGAUAAUUCUUGAAAACCUUACUUAAAGAUAACCUACUUAACUUGCUUUGUGAUUCAUACCCCAGGAAACUUUAUGAGAUUGCACGAAUUUACCUAAAUAAACUUUCAACCUCUGCAGUUUAUGCAGAUCACAGCAGGAGCCCAAGUAAUCAUAGUCUCAUUCCUACAGAUUCCUCUAUAGAGCUCAUGCUGCCAAAUGUGUGAACGACUCCGAUAAAUGUUGCUUCCAAUGGUCUGAGAAUGCAGUUUUUUAAUCAUGUUUUCUUAAACUUAUACCUCUACAGUUGAAACAAUGCUAUUUGUAAUUUGAGUGAAUUGACCCUUUAAACAGCAUCUCCAGAAAUUGGUGAGGUGAAGAAAGAGGUGAAGCAUGAUGUAAUUUAAGAUACGAGUCACAUAAUCAGGGAUUUUUAUUUUAUAGAGGGAAAAAGUCAGAUAUCCAAGUCCUUACUUUCUAAAUAAAUCAGAAUAAGUCAGAAUUUUACAGGGGAAAAGUUGUUAAAGUUUUAUAAUUUUUCUGUUCUAAAAAUAUUUUGUUUUCUUUUGGCUCGAGAUCAUUCACAUCAAUAAAAAACAUGCAAUCUGACAAACAGAAUUAUUACAAGUAUUACAACUAUAUCAUGUACAUGCAUGACUUAUAGUCAUAAUUCAGACUCUCCAUCAUACAGUUUUAAUUGGUAUUAUGGACAUUUUAAUUGUGUCAAUAUCACAUUAUAAGCCAGACCUUUGAAAAUAAAUAAAAUGGGGAAGGAGCCUAAAAUGAAUCACUGAGAUAAACCAGCAAAGAUAUAGCAGCUCAUUUUUCCAGCCUCUGUGUUUUCCUUUGUUGUCCACAUAAUUUUGUGGUAUCAGGUUAACAAGACCUGUAUUACUUCUACCACUGAUUCCUCUGUUUUUCUCAGACUUUUCCCUGAACUGAUGAAACACAAUCACCAAAAACACGUUUGUAGCACACAGUGUCUUUAAAAAUGGUGCUUCGCUCGCUGUGUUUAUUUUAUAUUUAAUGGAAUAGUUUGACUUUGAAUAUGUUUAUUUACUUUCCUGCCAAAAAGUGGGUGAUGAAUUCAACACCAAUCUAAUGUCUAUACAUUAAAUAUGCAGCUACCACCUGCUGCUUGUUAUCUUAGACCAAAGACUGGUAUUGUGGAAUAUGUGUUAGCCAGGCACAGGCACUUCCUGAUAUGCCCACUGCUUGCCUAGCAAGUGGUUCCAGCUAAGAAGCAGACAUUGCAGGGUUAGGCUUUACUGUGUAAACAGUGGAUUUCAUUUCAUAUGGACAGAGCCGGGGUGCUUUCGUCUGUCUGCUGGCUCUUACUCCAAAUUUCCAGCACAAAUAUGAGAUUGAUUAUCAGUCUGAACAUGUAACUCUGCCAGAAAACAAAUAAUUAUACUUCUUAAAAUGGUGAGCUAUAUAUUUCAAAUAAAAUACAAACUGAAAUGAAUCAACCACAGAAAAGCAUUUACAUCACUUUUGGAGGAGGUUUAGGCAGCAUCUCUAAACAUAGGGCUCCGUUGGAGAGCUCUUGUGUUUAUCAUGGUACAGGAUUCUACAUCACUGUAGGAAUCUAUCACAGGGCAGAGACAGCUAAAGAAAAGGAAGGGUAGACAUAAAGGUUUUACUGUCUCAGAACAACAGAGUCCAGCUCACUAGAGCUUGUCAGCUUGAGUAUAUGUUGCAUAGUAUGUCAUGACAAAACCUCUGUGAGAACAAACAAAAGAGUCCGAAUUGAGGCACUUUUACCAGCAAUAUGAAUAUAGUCUUCUCAAUAUACAGUGGUUACAUGUGUAAUUUUAUUUUAGGGUAUCAAAUUCUGGGAUCUGUCUUUUUCUACUUACUGUUUUUGUGGGUCAGUCAUUGUGGGUCUGUCCACAAAGCAGUGUUGCCUUUUAGGCCUCUUGAUUAAUUUAAGAGCCUGUUCUUAACCUGUUCAUGGUAUUUUGU
Molecule: messenger RNA, 6824 nt
Organism: Platichthys flesus (European flounder)
Lineage: Eukaryota; Metazoa; Chordata; Actinopteri; Pleuronectiformes; Pleuronectidae
Gene: col28a1a
Product: collagen, type XXVIII, alpha 1a
Exons: 34
Coding region: 1-3513 (1170 amino acids)
Molecular function (GO): serine-type endopeptidase inhibitor activity
Source: RefSeq, a predicted model, not a curated record